GGGCGAGCAAAAGGCGCGGCCGGCGGGGCCGGCCUUGGCACUGCAAGGCCGCGGAGCAGCGCAAGGAGUGCCACUCGGAGGAGCCCCGACGACGACGCCGCCUGGGCCGCGCUUGUUCCCUUCGCCGCACACAGCAGCCCCCGCUCGCCACCAUGCCGGUGAAGGGCGGCACCAAGUGCAUCAAGUACCUACUCUUCGGCUUCAACUUCGUCUUCUGGCUCGCAGGAACAGCUGUCCUCGCAAUUGGACUAUGGCUUCGGUUUGAUUCACAGACAAAAGACAUUUUUCAAGAAGAUAGCGAUAAGACAUUCUAUACAGGAAUCUACAUUCUAAUUGGAGCUGGAGCACUCAUAAUGCUUGUGGGUUUUCUGGGAUGUUGUGGAGCAAUACAGGAGUCCCAGUGCAUGCUUGGCUUGUUCUUCCUCUUCCUCCUGGUGAUUUUUGCUCUUGAAGUUGCUGCUGCCAUCUGGGGAUUUGCAAACAAAGACAAGAUUAUUGAUGGAAUACAGAAGUUUUAUGACAAGCUGUAUGAAAAAAGAAACGAAGAAAAUGCUAGACAGGCUCUGAUAGCCAUUCAGCGUACCCUUUAUUGCUGUGGCUAUGGGGGAACCAUAGAGGCAUUAUUUCGAGAUACCUGUCCCAAACCAGAAGGAAUUGUGGACUUAACACUGAAGCCAUGUCCUGAAGUCAUUAAGGAAGUCUUCACCACGAGGUUGAAUGUGGUUGGAGCCAUCGGCAUUGGAAUUGGGGUGGUGAUGAUCUUCGGUAUGAUUUUCAGCAUGAUCCUUUGUUGUGCUAUCCGUAGAAAUCGGGAAAUGGUCUAAAGUGACGUCCAAGCGUCCCCUUUCAAGAGAUCUUUAUUGUUAACUUUAGCAUUACAAAAGCAUUUCUAAAAUUAUAUUUGUUACUUUUUUAAAAAAAGCUUUACUUGUUACUGAUGUUCUUAGUUUAUUGCUUUUUAUGUUUAUAAAACUUUAAAAAGAUUCUACUGUUGAAAAGGUACUAUAUUUGUUAGUCUGCAGAUCCAAACAUCUUGUAUAUACAGUUUUUGUCUCUUAAUAGUUGUCAUUUUUCUUUAAACUUACACAUGGGAUGUAACUUAUGUUGGAGAAAAUUUGAUACUUAAUAAAGACCUAAGACCACCUA
Molecule: messenger RNA, 1146 nt
Organism: Sphaerodactylus townsendi
Lineage: Eukaryota; Metazoa; Chordata; Lepidosauria; Squamata; Sphaerodactylidae
Gene: CD9
Product: CD9 molecule
Exons: 8
Coding region: 153-824 (223 amino acids)
Cellular component (GO): membrane
Source: RefSeq, a predicted model, not a curated record